CCAGGGGCCCCUGGGCCUCAGCGGGGCGCGGGACCCUAGUGGCCCCUGCGGGCGUCGCCUACGCGGGCCGGGCCUGGCGGCCGUUUCCCUCCGCUCGGGGCUGCGGGGCGGGGUCUUCCCGGCUUGCGCUGCCCGGGCGCGUCCUCGGGCCGGACUUUGCGCCAGCCAGCGCCUGCCGCUGCACUGCGAAGGGCGAGCCGCGUCCCCGCCGCGGCGCGGGGCUCUCAGCGGGCGGGCUGCGGUCGCGCGGGAGAAGCAAAUGCCUUGAGCGUCUCUCCCCCGGCGCGGCGCGGCGCGGGGCGGGACCCUGGCACGGGGAGCCCGUACGGGCGGAGAGAGGGGCAGCUGGCCGGUUCCGUGCAGUCAUGGCUUGGCCGGCGUAUUGGGUGGACGAGAUGCAGUGGUUUACCCUGGUCACUCUGUUUGUGGCUGCCCUGGUCACUCUGGCCAUCUACCUGGUGCAAUAUGCUCUGGUGGCUCUGCGGAACAGCCGGAGGGAACCGCCGUCGUCGGAUGAACUUCUGCAGGGAAAUGACACCCUGUUGGCCUGGGUGCUGUCUCUGAACAGCUGGAGGACCCAGUGGCAGAAAGCUUGGAUAACAGCCCUGAAUGCAGAAGCCAAAGUGAGAGGGGAUUCAUUGUUGCUUACAUUUGAAGAAGACACAACUCCUCAGCCACUGGAGCUAGCAGUUAGACGGGUUGUAAGUGUUGUAAAGUCAGCCCAAGAGAAGGUGGUUUCUUGUAAUGUAGUGGGAGACUCCAUUCAAUUUAUUGUUCAUGUGUCACAUACUUCACCUACUACCACAGAAUGUCAGUCGUACAGUGUGAAACUGUCUCCACUUCACUUACAGCUGGAACUCUAUCUGAAAGAGAAAGGAGAAGACAUUGAAGUUGUGUGGUCCUUCCUUAAUGCUCCCGAAACUAAUAUUAAAAUCCAGCCAACAGCAGUGCAGGAGGGCCAGAUGGCUGAGACAUGUGCAAUAUCUGAGCCGUUCAGAGAUGUUUUCCAGAAUCUAAUUAGUUUAGUUUCACCAUCUGUAAUCUUGAGUACAAAACCUACAGAUGUAAUAAAGGAGGUACAGAAUAUACAAAACAUAAGAACUCUCCCCCAGGGCACCAGCCCUCCGAAACCUCCCAGGGUUCAUGAGCUAAAACUGCUAGUGAAGAACAUUGUAGCCACACUGACUGAUCACAGUGCUGCAGGCAGCAUAAAUCCAGUGUGUAUAACUCAGUUGAAUGAUCCUCUGCAGAAAUUUUCCAGCUCUGUAGCCAAAAAUGGCACUAACCUCUCUUGGAAAGAGGAUUUCAUCUUUGAAUUAAAUGCCAAAUCAAAAGAGUUACAACUGCAGAUCUUGGAAGAUGGGAAAUUGGAUAGUUCUUUUUCAGCAUGGGCAACUGUACCUUUAGACUUGUUCAGGAAACAGCCUUCUGGACAACAAAGCUUUGCACUGAAGAGCAGGUCCAACAGCCAUAGCCCUGUGUUAGGAUCGAUCAAUGCAGAGUUCUCUUACGUGGAACCUAAUGAGUCAAAAUCCUGGCAAGUUCCUGCUCAGCUUCCUGCCACAAAAAUAGAAAAGGAGUGCACUGUAAUGCCUUGUGGGACUGUAGUCACUACUGUCACUGCUGUGAAAACCAAACCUCGACUCGAAGGGAAACCUUCUGCACUGAGCCCAGAUUCUCCUGUGAAAACGCCAGCUAAAGUGAAGGUGAUUGAAAAGGAUUUCUCAGUUCAAGCAAUCCAUUGUCAAGGUGCUCCGGUCAGCAAAGUGUUAUCCUCUUCAGAUACAGAGCUGCUGGUGUUGAAUGGCACUGAUCCAGUUGCUGAAGCAGCCAUUCGACAGUUAAGUGAGUCUGCAAAGCAGAAGCUGAAAUCUCCAAGAAAGAAAAGCACCAUUAUCAUAUCAGGAGUGUCCAAGACCUCCUUAUCUCAGGACAGUGAAGCUACACUGAUGAUGGACUAUGCAGCAGCCAUGGAUGACUCAUGUAAAGAGGAGGCUCCUUCCUUGGUGGGGGAGCCUACCACAGAAGUCCCCUCCAAUAAAAAACUACCACUAUCUGCUUCACAAAUGCUACCUGCAACUGACCUAGAGGAAAAUAGCCAUAAUGUGUGGGACUUGGAUAACAGCAGCCAACAAUGGAACAGCAAUGCAAUUUUAGACCAGGACUGUGAAGAGAUGACCGGGAGUUCAUUAAGUGUCUCGGAAUCUGGGAGUGUGAAAAAAUCUAAAGGUGGAAUUUUGAAAAAAAGUGCAAAGCUGUUUUUCCGUCGGCGGCAUCAUCAGAAGGAUCCAGGAAUGAGCCAGUCGCACAAUGACCUUGUUUACCUGCAGCAGCCAACGUCUGAUGAAACACGAAGGAAGGGAGCAACGCUAACACGCAUCCUUCACAAGAAAAUUCUUUCUAAGAACAAAAGCAAGAAUAAGCUGAAUUGCACUUCCAUGGAGCCAUGUGUAUAAAACCUAAUGCUCUCUGAAUGAUACUUGCACAUCAAUUGAUCAGCUGUUUACAAAACCAUACUAGAAGAUGUAAACACAGAUUGUGACAUGCAUAAAAUGAUAUUCACAAAUGCAGUGGUUCUGGAAUAAGCAGACAAAGCUUGGCUUCCGUUUUUCCAAAACACUUUUUUUUUUUUUUUUAAAAGCCUUUAAGCAAGAAGAAUCCCGUCCUCACCAGCCUACCCCUAGCAUAAAUAGUGUUGAUUGUAUGAUGACAGCAUGUUCCCCGCCUCCCCACCCCAAUCCAAGUUGUCACUCUGCAUUCAAUCCUGAUUUGCAGAAGGUUUGAAUCUACCACUCCUAGUGAUGAUAUUUUUAUUUUGGGGGGGAUGGGGGUAGAGAAGAUGGGUCGUACUGUAGAAGUGGUGUGACUGGGGAGGCUCACCUUUUUUUUAGAAUAUUAAAUCUAGUUUACAUUUAACUUCUAGACAACAUGACUUCUUGGUUUCCAGAUAGAUGACUGGACUACUGUGAAGAGGUAAUGUACCACUGUGGUUUUUGCUUCUGUAAUAUGAAACAAUAGUAGCAGUGCAGAUCUCAACUUGGGUUUCUAGACAUGCUGAAAGUGGAAGCCGAGAGACCCUGAUCUGGUUCCUGUUGUAAUUUGGAAACUGCUUUGUUUCUGAAAAAGUAAAUUAAAUGUUGAUUAAGACAUCCUGCUGUAAUAACUGCUAAAUCAGUGUAGAUAGACAUGUACCUUUGAUAUUAGCCAUAAUGAUGAUUAUGCAAAUACGUAUCCUAGAAUAUUUAAUUCUGUGCAUAUAUUAUGCUAAAAACCCUUUUUUUCUAGGUUUACUUUGUUCCCACUUGCAAACAAAGUAUUUAAAAGAUCUUACUGUUACUUUUAUUUCCCCACUAUAUGAGAAGCUAAAAGUGCUAAUGCAAAAGUUAUGUUGGGGACUCUACUCCCUUAUCUACAGUACUUUGUAGACCAGUAUACUAGCAAUCGUAUCAAAAGCAAAGUUAGGAGCAAUAAAUUUUGUGUAGAUCACAUUUAAUCCUACUUAGAUUUGUAUUAGUUCAUGGUCUGAUUUGCCAGUUACCAGUAGCCUGGAAAACAGAAUUUUUGAAAAGUUUCUCUUUCCCCUCCUUCAGUUACAAGUUUACAAGUUUUGUCCUAUGGUAAGGGAGUUUUUUGGUUUGUUUGGGUUUUUAGUGUGUGUUUAAAAUACAUUGCAGUUGGCUCCUUUCUUUAAAA
Caretta caretta (loggerhead turtle) is the source of this 3693-nucleotide messenger RNA. It is a transcript of the gene C2CD2, whose product is annotated as C2 calcium dependent domain containing 2. Lineage: Eukaryota; Metazoa; Chordata; Testudines; Cheloniidae. The record is from RefSeq and is a predicted model, not a curated record.